AUGGUCAAGGCCGUCGCUGUCCUCCGUGGUGACUCCAAGGUCACGGGUAACGUCAUCUUCGAGCAGGAGUCCGAGUCCGCUCCCACCAAGGUCACCUGGGACAUCACGGGCAACGACGCCAACGCGAAGCGCGGCUUCCACAUCCACACCUUUGGCGACAACACCAACGGCUGCACCUCUGCCGGCCCUCACUUCAACCCCCACGGCAAGAAGCACGGUGCUCCCACGGACGAGGAGCGUCACGUCGGCGACCUCGGCAACGUCGAGACCGACGCCCAGGGCAACGCCAAGGGUUCCGUGUCUGACAAGCACAUCAAGCUCAUCGGCCCCCACAGCAUCAUCGGCCGCACCGUCGUCGUCCACGCCGGCACCGACGACCUCGGCAAGGGCGGCAACGAGGAGUCCCUCAAGACUGGCAACGCCGGUCCCCGUCCCGCCUGCGGCGUCAUUGGCAUCUCCAACUAG
Purpureocillium lilacinum is the source of this 465-nucleotide messenger RNA. RefSeq names its product superoxide dismutase [Cu-Zn]. Gene Ontology annotation, biological process: superoxide metabolic process. The record is from RefSeq and is a predicted model, not a curated record. Gene Ontology annotation, molecular function: copper ion binding. Lineage: Eukaryota; Fungi; Ascomycota; Sordariomycetes; Hypocreales; Ophiocordycipitaceae.